Heterostelium album PN500 is the source of this 1701-nucleotide messenger RNA. RefSeq lists its product as uncharacterized. Bases 1 to 1701 code for a protein of 566 amino acids. The transcript has 4 exons. The record is from RefSeq and is a predicted model, not a curated record. Lineage: Eukaryota; Evosea; Eumycetozoa; Acytosteliales; Acytosteliaceae.
AUGUCAGCAUUAUUUCCAAAAAUUCUAUUUUUUGGAAAUCAAGAGCAAUUCGAUGCACUAAAAAGUCAUCUUUCAGGAACAAUUUGUAUACAAUUGAUACAUAUUGACCGUAAACACCCAAAUCAACCGAUACCAAUCAAUGUUCUUGGCACACAUUUAGGAGUGAUCAUCUCUCUUGAUUGGUUCUUAGAAAUCGACACAACAAAACAGUUUGCAAGUAACCAGAGCAAAAUACUGGUCAUCAAUUUCGGAGGUAGUAAACCAGUUGGGGACCCACUCCAGCCAGGAAUCAAACAACUCAAACUACCCGGUAGUAUUCAACCAGUUAGCCAACAGAUCAGCACCCAAGCCGAAUCCGAUGAUGUUGACAACAACAACAACAACAACAAUAAUAAUAAUCAACAUAAGGAUUCUCGACUAUGUCAAAGUUUCAAAAAUGAUUUUGAAGAUUGGUUUAGUCAUGUUGGUUCACCAUCGACCCACGCUGAGUGUAUGAAAACUGAAUUAAUGAUCAAGUACAUUGGCAUUCUUGAUUAUCUUUAUAGAAAAUCAGAGUUUGCACGUAAUCUAUCGUCAAGUGAUAGCGAUGUAAGAGAACAAUGUAUUCGUGAAAUAUAUAACCAUUGCAAGAGACCAAGAAACAAGCUCAACUAUCAAACCAUUGCCAAGCAUAUGGACAACCAAUUAGCUAUCACAAUCAUGAAAAUCAUCACCGAUCCUCUCCCACAGUUUCCACUUAUACCACCCAGCCAAAACAUUAGUCAGGAGUCGAUGAGAGCUGAUAUCAACAAAGCUAUAAAGGAAUUGGAACCAACUGAAGACCAUCUCUUGGUGAAAAGGGAAAACAACGAUAUAGCUGCCAUCAUUCAGCUAUGGGAUUGUAUACGCCAGUUCAAAGGAUUUGGUGUACCCAUCGACCGGGAAGCCAAAUACCAACUCUUGCAAGAGAUUGCCAUUGGACUUUCGAGUACGGAAAUCAACGUUCGUCUCUUGGAAAACAAAAUAGGCAAAUUCCUACAGCAACUGAAUGACCUUGCCUACAUCACAGGAAUUCCAGUUAGAUGUUUAAGUGACGUGCAGUGGACAAGUCCCGAAAAUAUAUACACCUUCAACUUCUGGGUGGUGCGACAAUUGCUGAAAAACAAACAGCCAUUUAUCAUUGUAAACGACAGUUAUAAAUUGGCCAAUGCUAUUUCCGAUAUAUUGGGAAUGGAACAACAAACAACAGAAUUCCAUAGGCUUAUGGGUGUGGUGUACUAUUCGACACUGGAUUCAUUAAUGGACAAUCUGGCUAAACUGGAAGAGUACUUUGUGGAAUGGAGAGAGUCAAAACUCUACAGCAGUGUCAAAGAUCAACUUAGAGAAGAGAAUCGUGUGACCAGACUUUCAUACAACAACGAUACUAGAUGGGACUUCUAUGCGAAGCUGAUGUGUUUGCCUAUCGACCAACAAUAUUUCUUCUUUAAUAAUAUUAUUGAAGUAACCAAAUCAAUCGAUGCCAUUGCGGACUCACAAUAUUCAUUGUCACCUGCCAGAAGACGAGUAAUAUUUGUAAAUCUAAAUCUCAAUAACCAAAUUGAAAACGAAAUAGAGAAAUUCAACCACUGUGUUACAACAUAUCGUUCAAUCACUUGGGUUGGUGUGAUCUCCGAGGAUGUGAAGUCUGGUUUGGAAGGAUUUACCAAGGUCACACUUCUUUAA